Cuscuta epithymum is the source of this 2164-nucleotide messenger RNA. Lineage: Eukaryota; Viridiplantae; Streptophyta; Magnoliopsida; Solanales; Convolvulaceae. The record is from the annotation of a GenBank genome assembly.
CGCCAAAACCAUAAUUAAUUAACUUGCACACAACAAAUUAAAGCCAAGGAAUUAGAAAAUGGCUGCAGCUCCAAGUCUGCUUCUAACUUCCUCGCUACUCCUCUUCCUCCUCUUCCUCCCCUUCUCACUCUCAAAAACAACAGCAGCUGAAACAGAUGCUUUAUUCAAGGCUUCCAAAAACAGUCCUCGUUCCGAGGGUUCCCAAGUCGCGGAAAGGUUGAUCAGGAAUCUUAACCUGUUUCCCAGCGUCCAUGAUGAUCAGCUCAGGAUCGAAGCAGCCGGAGCGGUUCCCGCCGAUCAGCCGACGCUCAUCGAGAAGCCCUUCAAGCUUGAUUACCUUGGCCAGUCUGGCUCUACUCUUCAAAAUGGUGAUGGUAUUGCCAACCUAAGCCAGCAUGCCGGUUAUUUUAAGCUUCAAAAUACUAUAAAUGCAAGUAUGUUUUACUUGUUCUUUGAGUCAAGGCUAAACAAGAGCGAUCCGGUGGUGAUAUGGCUCACUGGAGGACCGGGAUGCGGCAGUGAGAUUGCUUUGUUCUAUGAGAAUGGACCCUUUAAAAUUCAACCCAAUUUGUCUCUUAUUUUGAACGAUUACGGUUGGGACAAGAUUUCAAACAUCAUCUUUGUGGAUCAACCUAUCGGAACUGGUUUCAGUUAUAGUACAACUAAGAAUGACACUCGCUUUGACGAAAAAGGCGUCAGCGAGGACCUCUACAACUUCUUGCAGGCAUUCUUCAACAAACACCAUGAAUAUGUCAAAAAUGACUUCUUCAUAACGGGAGAGUCAUAUGCUGGGCAUUACAUUCCUGCAUUGGCUUCUCGUGUUAACGAGGGAAACAUGGAAAAUCAAGGAACUCAUAUAAACCUCAAGGGAUUUGCCAUCGGAAACGGACUCACAGAUCCGCUAAUCCAAUAUGCAGCCUAUACUGACUACGCUAUGGAGCAAAAUUUGAUCAAUAAGACCAUUUAUGACCAAAUAAACCAGACCGUUCCGGCUUGUGAGACAUUAAUUGAAAGUUGUGGAACCUCGGGUGAGAAGAAAGUUUGCGAGGACGCUUUUGUAAUAUGCACAAACAUAUUCCAAGAGAUACUAUUUAUUAGCAAUCAUAGCAACCCCUAUGACAUCAGGAAGCCAUGUCAAGGACAGCUCUGUUACAACAUGUCGAACGUGGAAAAGUACCUCAACCAACAAAAAGUUAGAGAAGCUCUUGGGGUUGGGGCCAUUCAGUUUGUUUCAUGUAGCCAGAUUGUGUACAACGCAAUGAUACAGGACUGGAUGAGAAACUAUGAUGUUGGUAUUCCUGCACUCCUUGAACAAGGAAUCAAUGUGCUUAUAUAUGCUGGCGAAUUUGAUUUUAUCUGUAACUGGCUUGGUACGUAGUGGUUUAUUAGUUCAUAUUUUAUUGGUUUAGGAAAAACUUCAAAGUCACAAUUAGGGGUGUUUGGAUCUAAUUCUUAAAACUGCUUCUGCUCCUUCAACGAGCAGAAGCAGAAGUUGGAGUGUAUGGGUGAAAAUGCAGAAGUGAUUCUGGUGCUCUAAUUUACUCCUAGAAUCAGUUUUUAAGAAGUUGAGGUGACCAGCUUCUGAAAACUAAUUCUGAUUUUGUUUAUGCUCUAAAAAAGAAGUGGCAGCAGAAUCAGUUCCAAACAUCCCGUUAUUGUUAUUGCUAUUGUAACAACCGAGGCCUGAUUUUGGAUGAACAGGAAACUCAAGAUGGGUUCAUGCCAUGAAAUGGCUUGGUCAGAAAGACUUCGGCAUAGCACCUAACGUUUCAUUUACUGUGGAUGGAGAGGUGAAAGGAACACUAAAGAGCCACGGACCACUGAGUUUCCUCAAGGUGAGUGAUGCAGGCCACAUGGUUCCAAUGGAUCAACCUAAGGCAGCACUAGUAAUGCUUCAGAGGUGGAUGCAGGGAAAACUUACCUCAACAGCGUAAUAUAAUACGAGUAGCAUCUUGGCCCCAUAACACACCUAAAGUAUUAUUGUUACACCAUUUUUGCUUGAGAUGCAUGUUUAAUUUUUUUUUAGUGUUCUAUGGACUUAAUAUAUUUCGAAUUUGCAACUAAAAUGGCUCUGAUCUUUCUCUGAAUGUAACACGUAAACCAUAUACAAUAUGAUUCUUCAUUGAUGAAUGAUGAACAUAUAUAUGUCACACUGAUCUUCCAU